AGAAGGCUCUUUCUUGUGGCGACGCUGUGUGUGGAUUGUGAGACGUAAUAGCGCGCUUAGAUAAUUUGUUGGACAAAUGAGAUCCAUUUCUUGUGUUUGUUUACACGUUCAGGUCGGAGUUUUUUAAGCAUAGACGCAACAGGAGAGACAGACUUGUGCACAUCCACAUCCCGAUCACCAUCAGCACAUCAUUGCCUUGCCGUGCGCCCUCGCCUGCUCUCCCCGUCCCGGGCCCGGCACCAGCCCAACUUGGCGGCCACGCGACGAGACGCUGCACGGUCACACCCCCUCCGGCCAGCCGAGCCGAGCCUCCCGUCCCGCCGCCACCGAUGGUCGCCGUCUUCAACAAGGACGUGCUGAGCUGGUACCUCAUCACCAUCAAGCUCAGGGAGGCCGUCGACGCCAACCUCCAGAAGUCCCCGCCGCCGCCGCAGGAGCAGCAGCAGCGGGGCCUGCCGCUGCCGCUCACGAACGGCGCCGCGCCGCCGCCGCCGCCGCCGCCGCUCCAGCGCCAGCCGGAGCAGGAGCGGGCGCCCCGGUCGCGGGCGCAGUCCCCGGCGCACAGCCCCAAGCCGCAGGACUCGGAAUGGGUGAUCUCCAUCCGCGGGAAGCUGGCGCAGGCGCGCGCCGAGGAGGCGGCGUGCCCCUGGGCGCGCCUCUCCGUGUACCGCGUCCCGAGGUGCCUCCGCGACGGCGACGAGCGCGCCUACACGCCGCAGGCGGUGUCCAUCGGCCCGCUCCACCACGGCCGGCGCCGCCUGCGCGAGAUGGACCGCCACAAGUGGCGCGCGCUGCACCACGUGCUCAAGCGCGCGGGCCACGACGUGACGGCGUACCUCGGCGCCGUGCGCGCGCUGGAGGACCGGGUGCGCGCCUGCUACGAGGGCCGCGCCGCCAGGAUGGGGAGCAAUGAGCUCGCCGAGUGCCUCGUCCUGGACGGGACCUUCGUGCUGGAGCUCUUCCGCGGCGCGCUGGACGGCGGGAAGGGGUUCGUCGACGACCUGGGCUACUCGCGGCACGACCCCAUCUUCGCCAUGAGCGGCGCGAUGCACGCCGUGCGCAACGACAUGAUCCUGCUCGAGAACCAGAUCCCGCUCUUCGUGCUGGACCUCCUGCUCGGGAUCCAGCUCGGCCACCCGGAGCAGACGGGCGCCGUCGCCAGCCUCGCCGUGCGCUUCUUCGACCCGCUCAUGCCCACCGACGCGCCGCUGCUCCGCAAGGACCGGUCCAAGCUGGAGUUGUCCAUCGGCGCCGCCGAGGCCGCGGCGGCGUUCGACCCGCUGUCCGACCCCAUGCUCCACUGCCUCGACGUGUUCCGGCGCAGCCUCCUGCGCGCCGGGCUGCAGCCCAUGCCGCCUCCCCCCGCGCGGCUCUGGCUCAAGAAGUGGUCCGGGCUGCGCCGCGUGGCCGACAAGCGGCGGCAGCAGUUCGUGCACUGCGUGUCGGAGCUCCGGGAGGCCGGCAUCCGGUGCCGGCGGCACAACACGGACCGGUUCUGGGACAUCAAGUUCGACGACGGCGUGCUCCAGAUCCCGCGCAUCCUCAUCUACGACGGCACCAAGUCGCUGUUCCUGAACCUGAUCGCGUUCGAGCAGUGCCACAUGGACAUCGCCACCCCGGGCGGCAACAACAUCACCUCCUACGCCAUCUUCAUGGACAACCUCAUCAACUCGGCGGAGGACGUCAAGUACCUGCACGACCGCGGCAUCAUCGAGCACUGGCUCGGCAGCGACGCCGAGGUGGCCGACCUCUUCAACCGCCUCUGCGACGAGGUGGUGUUCGACAUCAACGACAGCUACCUCUCCGGGCUGUCGGACCAGGUGAACAGGUACUACGAGCACAAGUGGAGCACGUGGGUGGCCAGCCUGAAGCACAACUACUUCAGCAAUCCGUGGGCGAUCGUCUCCGUCGUCGCCGCCGUGUUCCUGCUCCUGCUCACCACCAUGCAGACCUUCUACAGCGCCUACAGCUACUACAGCCCGCCCCAUUGAUCGCCGGGCCGGGUCCUUUCGAAACUGGCCCAAAAUCAUCUUUUCCGUACUGGCGCCCCGCAAUCUUUGAAUUGCUAGUUUACUGAUUCGGUCGAGUGAGGCGAAGUAACAGAUUCCUUGCCUUUUGAAUUGUGUCUUGGUUUUGGUUAUUUAUCAAGGAAGAUUUCUUCCAUUUGAGUUGUGGAGGGGCAUUUGACCAGCAAUUUUUUUUGUCAGUACAUAAUGAUCUUGUAUUACUGCGUAUGUAAACGGAUUUGGAUAAGGACAAAUAACACAUAUCAUUGAUGGCUUGAAUGUUUCA
Messenger RNA from Panicum virgatum (switchgrass), 2292 nucleotides. Its product is annotated as UPF0481 protein At3g47200-like. The record is from RefSeq and is a predicted model, not a curated record. Lineage: Eukaryota; Viridiplantae; Streptophyta; Magnoliopsida; Poales; Poaceae. The transcript has a single exon. Bases 330 to 1991 code for a protein of 553 amino acids.